CUUAAAACAAAAUCAAAUAAUCAAAAUCCCUAAAUUCUCUUCUCUCUCUCACUUCUUCUUCUACCUUGGAGCCCUUGCUCUUCUUCGUUAAUUCUCCUCCUCCUCCUUCUGUUACAAACCAGAUGAGCUUACCUCAAGCUUAUCAAAAUCCUCACCGGUUUAAAAGUCAAAGGAGCUGACCAAUUGGUUCGCCUCGACGACGACGGAGCCAAGGAGGAAAAUUCGGAAGAUGGAUGACACUGAGCUAAUCACGAGCAUCGAUCAGAAGAUGGAAGACGCUUCGCUCGAUCAGGAGACGGAAGACGACGCUUCAGCCGCGAAUCCUGCCCCAACUGCCCGAACUGCCCCACUCUCGUCGGAUGAUACCGAGUCGAAUCAUCAUGAGAUUAAAACCAUCUCCGCCAAUCCUAACAACUACGAUGCUUAUGUCCAAACUUCUGGAGAUCCUACACGCGGAGGAGCGUGUGUAAAAGAAGAGUCUUUGGCGAAGAGUAAAGUUCAAAAAGUGAACGACGUGGACUCAGAUGAUAAGAGUGCAACUCUGUCAAACAAAAUAACAGAGACUGGAAAUAAAGAAGAGACGGAAGAAGAAGCGCAACCAGUGAAGCCAGACGAGUGUACAGCUUUUCUUUCAAACCUCAGUGCUAAGGCACAAGGUGUAAGCUCUAGUAGCCUUCUUAAUUCAGUACUCGACAGUGUUGAAGCCCCAUCAAAUGCUCCUCCGCUGGGUGCUCAGAUAUCUAAGGAAAAGCAGAUAGGAUUCUCUGGAGCAGUGUCAUCUAGUUCAGUAGGACAUGUAGCUGUGUCUUCUGAUUCUGUUAUUGCCAGCACUGAGUUGGAGAAAAAUAGUCUUUUGCAGAGUAGUCUUGAUUCAAAUGAAGUGAGCAGGAAUGCGUCUGAGACCGUAUGUGCGUCGCAUGAUGUGAGUAUUGCCCAUAAUAGCGAAAAUGUGCCUUCGUCGGCUCAUGUAACGGACAAUCAGGAUUCCGAUAGUUCAUCUAGAUUAUCAGGUGGUCAUGGUAGAAAUGAUAAAGUUGCGAAUGACAGUAUGAUUGCUCAUGCUCAGAAUGAAGACAAAGAAGAUGAUAAGAGCCAUAUAGACACAGAGAAGAGAGUAAAACGGAGAAAAAAACGCAGGUCUUCUAGGUCAAUGACCAUAUCCCAGCGCCUUGGAGCGAUUGACAAAACAACCGCUGAUAUUGACCUCGGUAUUUUGGAUGCCUUGGAGGUAGCUACCAAAGUCGCACAGGAAGUGGCUAGAGAAGUGGACUCGGGGGAAGCUUCUCACAGUUCUUCAGAGGAACUAUCUGAUGAAAGCGGGCAGUCUGGUUCGCAAGACUCUCACGAUGAUGAUGAUUUACUCACAGGUUCUCCAUCUAAAAGAUUAUCAGUGAGUGAAAGCCAUUCUCUCGAGGAACCGCAUGUUGGAGAUGACGAUGUAAUGAUUGAGAAUAGUAAUCGUGAGGAUGGGAUGAUGAACAGUGAUGAUGUAAAGGAGAAGCACCUGACAGAACCUGCUAAAUCCGAAGUAGGGAGAGAGAAAAGCCCAUGUGGCUUUGACCUCAAUGAAGAUAUUUGUCCUGAUGAAACCGAUGUCAUUAUGUCUGUUUCACAUUCUGGUAUGCCUGCAGCGGCACCGUUGCAAUUGGAAAGAUCUCUUAGUGCGAAAGGGUUGGCUGCUUGUAGUGUAUCUCACUCAGAAUCACCUCACAAAGUUCCUAGUGGUGAUUCAAGAGAAAAGCAGGUGAUCUGUGUCGAUCUGAAUCUAGCUGAUGUAGGAGAUGAUCAAGUUGAAGAUCAAACUCCCUGGAAACAGUUUCCUUUCUCCUCAUCAAACUCUAGGGGUGGAGAGUCCUCCUCACAUGAAGCUAAUCUCCGAGGAUCAAGCAGGUUCAACCUGGAUUUGAAUUGUACGAACGAGGACGAUGACAUGCCUCCGCCUUCUCAGUUGAAGAUGGAAACGAGAUUAUUUCUAAGUCACAAUGGGCAGCAAACCGCAUCACCUUCAGUUUCUCAGCAAUCAGGGAAGGAAGUAAACUUUGACUUGAAUGACAGGCCACAGUUUUUCAUCGAGUCACGUGAUCAGGGUACCUACUCUGGGCAGCACCCAUGGAGCACAGCCUCCUAUGGAGGAGGGCACAAAUUAGAAGAACCGGUUAUCUCUCUAUUGGGUACAAAAGUAGACGUUGACAGAAAAGAGACUGUUUCCCAGAUGGCUUCGUUCCUGUCCAAUGGUAAGUCCCUCGAGACAGCAGCUGGAUCAUACAUGGGAAAAACAGGAAACUCUUUGGGUAUUGCCCCUGGCGUGUCCUUUUCUCCAGCUCCUAUAUAUGGGUAUAACGGAUUUACUGGUCCUCCUGGAAUGUCAAUGUCACCAUCGCCCAUGUAUGUUCCUGGAACAGCUAUUCCAUACAUGGUGGAUGCAAGGGGUACGCCAGUGAUGAUGCCUCAAAUGAUGGGGUCGGCCCCAUAUGCUCAGCCACCAUUUCCUCAACAGCACAUGUUCAUGAGCUUGGCGGGUGGAUCGCAUAGUCUGAAUGGAUCAGGGCAGCCACGCUUUGAUCAAAGUUAUGGGUUUGGGGGUGAGAUGGGAAACAGAGAGUCCCUAAGUUUGAGGCAGUUUCUAUCACCAGGACAAAGCGAGGCUAUGGGAGAGCAUUCAGGAGCAAAUGUAGAGCCUUCGUCGAGUUUAUCUAUUAGCAUUGGUGGAAAGCGAAAAGAGCCGGAGACUCGUUGGGAGUUCCCUCCUCCAUGGAGAUGAGUGAUUCGCAGAAAGUGGAGAUUGGGUUCUUAAUAGGUGGAUGGAUUGGUUGAUUGGUUAGAGAAUAACAGAAGUGUUGGGAGGUAACUUAUAAUUUGUCUUGAUGAACUUUCUUCUUUUUUUUCUCCAUCAGUUUUCCCCGUUUAUUCAGGUUUUUAUUUCGUAACAUAUAUAGGAGGAUUAAUUCAAACAUUGGUAUAUGUCAAAGCAUCUUCUUAACCUUGUUUUGUAUUUUCUCCAUAAAAUAAAACUGUAGUUUUGCGUUUCAAAAGUUGAGAAAAAGUGUUGCUUUGUGUUACUCUAGCAGUUCUGAACUGUUUCAUACAACUCUUUAACCAACCAAACAAUGGUGGUUCCUAGGAACAGAUUUUGAGCUGUUGUUUGUGGUUCCUAGAAACAGAGAGUUUUCUGUCGUAGAACAAGUUCAAGUCCUUUUGUUUGUCACGCACCUUCAUGUCUGAGCAAAACAAUACUUUAGAGAAUAUCCAGCAGUUCAAGUUCUAUGCACAAUCAUACCAAUAUCAAGCAGCUAAACGUAGCAGUGGGGGAAGUAGACGAAGCACCCAGAAACUCAUUUUUAGCAUUGGAAGUCGGACGCAAUAAAGAAGUAUAUAUAUAAAGCUUCUCGGGUAUUCUGCAAACCUUGAAAAGCUAAGAAAAGCUAUUAGUGCCGUGUUUCCAUUAAGUCCUUCUCUGUGGCUAGAAUGAGGGAAUGAAGCAUCUAUAGCCUCCUGUAAAUGAAUCUGGAAAAUUUCCUAGUUUCCGUAUGAUCAUGCUUAGAUGAAAUCCUGUUGGAACUUAAGGGAAGAAAUAAUGAUAAAGUAUAUUUUUCCAUCUGCAUUGAUUGGGACUGGCAUGUGUUGGCUUUGUGGAUGAUGAAGACCUUGCAGCAGCUAUAGCAAAGAACAAAAAGAUGUUUCUCGGUAAGAAGAUCAGUAUAGAACGGUCAAAAUCCAAAGAAGGGUAAAAAACGGAUUUCGCUCGGCCUGGAAAUGGUGGGAAUCUAUCUCUUUCUGGUUGUCCUCAAAGUCUCGAGUUCAAACUACAUCUUGUCCAAAGAAUUCUAACCUCUGGUAUGAUUGCUUUCAUAGAAGGUUCGGGGAAUUCAAAGGACACAUCUCAGGGUUUUGAGAAGGCGAAAGCACCUUCUUCUCAUUCCAUGGAUAUAGCUUUUCUUGUUCUACUUUUUAACGCACUCUGAAGCAAAUCUUAUACUGUAGACUGACAAUAUCUUGAAACACACAUUUGAGUUAUUGCAAGAGGACCUUGUCGUCA
Raphanus sativus (radish) is the source of this 4036-nucleotide messenger RNA. RefSeq lists its product as uncharacterized. The record is from RefSeq and is a predicted model, not a curated record. The transcript has 6 exons. Bases 230 to 2761 code for a protein of 843 amino acids. Lineage: Eukaryota; Viridiplantae; Streptophyta; Magnoliopsida; Brassicales; Brassicaceae.